AUGAUUAAUUCCAUCCUGGAGUCCUGUAGCAAGCAGCAGUUGUCAACUUGUCAACUGUCUGUAGGUGCAGAGUUCAUUCGAAGCCACGCAGAAUUUGGAGAAUUGUUUGGCGAGUGGCGCUUGUACGAAUCAGCUCGCGCCUACUACAACAUGCUAUCCAAGAAGUGGAAUGUGCUGACCAACCCGUCUCCAACAACUUUGAAUGGUGUCGACCAAGGACCCUUUACAAAGGUGAUGUCAGAGCAGUGUGAUUUUCUUCAUCCUCGCGUCAACAACAGCAUCAUCCUCCAGUCGAUUCAGCACGUGACCAACGCGGUCUCCACAACAUUGUGGGACGGAGUUCCGGAUGCUGAUAUGCAAAUGCUCAUUGUAGAGCUGUCAAAGCUUUGUGUGCCUUUGCUUGAGGAAAACGGCGAGAAUACAUGGGUGUUUGAUUCCUUGGCCAAGAAGUCACUGGUGACGAAGCUCUUCGCUACAAUGACAGGUUCAGUUGUGACUUCGGGCCAGCAGUCGAGCAAGCGUGCCCGCACUGGUGACAAGGAGAAUGAGAAACCAAAAAGGAAGGCGAAGGCGAAAGCGAAGACGAAGCCUGGUGCGGAGAUAGUGUCCCUGCAGCUGCCGGAAGAGUCAGACAUCAAAGCAACUGUUGUUUCAUGCAAAGUCGGUGUCAGAGCAAAGCUGUGGGUGGAUGAUUUGCUGAAUUGUUGCUCUCACAUCAUUGAUCAUGUAUCAACUUUGUGUGCGGCAGCAGCGAAAUCGAACUUGCAGGAGCUCAAGAGCAAAAUGAUCCGGCAGGGGCUUAUGUUUUGCUUCAAUGGCAGCAUCAGACUCACUACUGCUCGUGGCUCAAAGACCUACCGCAAGUGGAGUGUGCUUCGCCCUGUCCUCAAGGAAUGGGCGAUGUGGCAGCUGUUGCAGGACAUGAAGGGCUGCAUGGAGUCAGCGUUGAAGGCUGAUGCGGCUGGCGGCGCUGCUAGUGGAUUGCAGAAUUUGGAGGCUGCCGUGUCUUUACACAGUGAUGGGUUGCUUGAGGACGCCGCCAAACUAUCGACCCAAGAGAAGUUGAAGACAUGGGUGCCGGCGCUAGCAACUUGGGUUCGUGGAGAGACUUCAAACCCACUCCGGCACACAUCUCCUCUUUCAGUGGCGCAGCAUGCAGCUUUCGGCAAGAUCAAGGCCAAGAUCAUUUAUGACUCCUGCACGUGUUCAACAUUGAAUGGUACAACUGCGCCGGGUCCAGAUGCCAGCGCAUGCAGCCUUCAUGCAAAGGCUGUGACGUUGCCAGACAUUGUUUGGCAAGUGACGCGCCAAGUUCAUGAAGUGUUUGGUGAUCAGUUCAUGGCCUUGGCAAAUCUUUUGGCACAAGAGACAACUGCAGGAUGGGUGGUGCCAAGUGAACCGCCAGAGCUCAAAGAGCUUGCCUUGCAACCGGCGGAUGUGGAUGUGCUGAUGAAAGUCCGUGCGCAGUAUGUCAUUCAGCUUCUCAUUACUUUGGCAUCGUCUUUAGCACAGAACUUGGCGGGCAUGUUCACUGCCUUCAAAGAGACACCAUCACUUUUGCAGCAGCUAUCGGAUUUGGACUCAUGCCUCUUGUCUCUGGAGUUCAUGUGUUCAGGAUGGACUGAAGCGUUGACUGCAAUCGGUGCCCGUGGUAGCUUUGACCCCAAGACUGUUCUGCUUCAGGUGGGCGCCGCGCCAACAAACAAGUACAGCAGAAGUCUUUUGGGCAGUUCUGUGGGUGACAUCAACAGGGAUGUCGCAUCGUCUGAUUCCCUGCUUCACUUGCAGUUGCAGAUGCAAGCCGCGAUCCUGAUGGAAGCAAGCUCACAGGAGAAGAAGUGGCGUGAGAAGGUGAAGGAAGAAGACACCGACACCGCAGAAUUUGGAAACCUGGACUAUUGA
Messenger RNA from Durusdinium trenchii, 1902 nucleotides. Lineage: Eukaryota; Dinophyceae; Suessiales; Symbiodiniaceae. The record is from the annotation of a GenBank genome assembly.